AUGGUGAAGGACCUAAGGAAUAAACAUAGGUUACAAAUGUUAGGUUUGAUUGAAACUAAAAGGCAGACAGUGACGAGAAUUGACGUUGCAAGAAUAUGGGGACAAGGUAGUCCAGGUUGGGAAUAUGUAGGCUCUAAUGGGGUGUCUGGUGGACUCUUGCUAAUUUGGGAUGAGUGGAUGUUUAAAUUGAAUAAUUGCUAUAAGGGAGAGAGGUGGUUAUGUGUUGAAGGAGUGAUCUUAAAAAAUAGUUUCAACUGUGCGAUUGUCUUGGUCUAUGGUGCACAUGAGAGAGAUGCGAAGAUUCAUGUAUGGAAGGAGCUGAGCUAUAUUGCGGGGUUAUGCCAGGUUCCGUGCUGUUUCACGGAAGACUUUAACAAAAUAGUUCAUGUAGAGGAACGGAGAGGUACUACUGGGUUGACACGAUCUGCGAAAGAUUUUAAGUCUUGGAUACAGGACAUGAACUUAGUGGAUUUGCCGCUCACUGACUGGAAGUUUACAUGGUUUCGCGGGAAUUUUUGCAGUCGCAUAGACAGAGUUCUGGUUAGUUUGGAGUGGCUAGAAGAGUUUCCAAAGGCACAUUUGCGAGGUGGACCAAGGGGUUUGUCAUAUCACUGCCCGCUAAUAGUGGAGGGUAGGAAGCUGAGAGGAGGUGCGAGGCCGUUCCGGAGCCUUGAUUUGUGGUUUACGCAUGACGGAUUUCUCAGGAUGGUGAAGGAGGAAUUGAGAGGUUUGGGGGAGCUACAAUUCACCGAUAAAUUGAAGGUGCUGACAGGUCCAUUGGGAAGAUGGCAUAAGGCAAAUUUUGGUGAGAUUGAUAAGAAGAUUAUAAAGUUUGAGGGAGAGAUCAAGAGGAUUGAUUAUCUGGUUAGCAAUGGAGUACACGAUGGAACACUGGAGGCUAGAAGAAAAGCGUUGGUUAAGUGCUCUUCAGCAAGAAGGCGGAACAAUAGGAUUGAUACUCUGGUUAUCAACGACAGGCUAGUUCGAAACCAGGCUAGAAUAAAGGUUGCUAUCAGAGAGUUUUAUAAGGACUUAUAUCAUCAGGAAGACUCUCCUAUUAUGGGUUUCAGAGAUGGCCUGGUGGUUUAA
This is a messenger RNA of Arachis duranensis, 1089 nucleotides long. RefSeq lists its product as uncharacterized. NCBI's taxonomy places the organism in Eukaryota, Viridiplantae, Streptophyta, Magnoliopsida, Fabales, Fabaceae. The coding region runs from base 1 to 1089 and encodes 362 amino acids. The record is from RefSeq and is a predicted model, not a curated record. The transcript is spliced from 2 exons.